This is a messenger RNA of Cokeromyces recurvatus, 1572 nucleotides long. RefSeq names its product cytochrome P450. The record is from RefSeq and is a predicted model, not a curated record. The transcript has 6 exons. NCBI's taxonomy places the organism in Eukaryota, Fungi, Mucoromycota, Mucoromycetes, Mucorales, Mucoraceae. Gene Ontology annotation, molecular function: oxidoreductase activity, acting on paired donors, with incorporation or reduction of molecular oxygen; heme binding; monooxygenase activity. Bases 16 to 1542 code for a protein of 508 amino acids.
CUUAUAUUUAAUUAAAUGGAUACUACAACAGUCAUCAAUCGUACACUAGGUAUUGCAGCGCUUACUAUUACUGCUUUAGUCAUCAAAUAUCCAGAUUGUGCCAUUUUUGAUGAAAAUCGUGAAGGAAUUGCCUACAACAAAGGAUGGCCAUUACUUGGUGGUCUUCCAACUAUCUUGGCUAGUUCAGAACGUAUACAUGAAUUUUUCUUGUCUGGAUUUACAAAUUUAAAUUCACUUACAACGACUACUUCAGCAUUAGGUAUGCCUCGAGCAAUAGCCACAAUUGACCCACGAAAUGUUGAACAUAUUUUAAAACAUAAUUUCGAGAAUUAUGUAAAAGGACCCCAAUUUAACACAGCUACAGGUGAUUUAUUAGGCCAUGGUAUCUUUAAUGCUAACGGAGAACAGUGGAAAUAUCAAAGAAAAACAGCAAGUCAUAUCUUUAACGUGAAAAACUUUCGAGAUCGUUUUACCGAGGUAUUUGUAAAGGAGCUUAAUGUGAUGUCUGAAUACAUUUUAGAUAAAGCAGUAAAUGGUCAUGAAAUUAUUGAUUUCCAUGAUGUCAUGUUUAGGUUUACAUUAGAUUCAUUUAUCCUACUUGGAUUUGGCGUUGAAUUGGACGCCUUAAAAAGCAAAGAUAAGGUACCAUUUGCAGCUUCCUUUGAUGCUUGCCAACUCGACUCCUUCCAACGUUUUGUUAAUCCAUUUUGGAAACUAACUGCAGCUUUUAAAAAUUUUAUUAAUCCUGGUGAAAAGACAACCACACAACACUUGAAGACAGUUGACAAUUUUGCCCAUCAAGUUAUUGAAGAACGACGCCAAAAUCCAGAAGCUAAUAACAACAAUGAUCUCUUAUCUCGUUUUAUGAAUGCUCAUAAUGAACAUGGACAGCCUCUAAACAACAAAGAAUUAAGAGAUAUUGUAUUAAAUUUUGUAAUUGCAGGAAGAGAUACAACUGCACAAGCCCUUUCUUGGGCCUUUUAUAUGUUAUUGUUGCACCCACGAGUUGAGAAUCAUUUAUUGAAAGAGAUUCAUGAAUAUAUAACAGAUGAAUUGACAAAUGAUGCUUCUCAAUUAUAUGAAGUUAUUAAAAAAAUGACAUACGCACACGCUGUAUUCUAUGAAGUUUUACGAUUAUAUCCUUCUGUUCCUGCUAACCAAAAAUUUGCAUUGAAUGAUGAUGUAUGGCCAGACGGUACGGCUAUCCGAAAAGGAGAUUAUGUUAUGUGGUGUCCAUGGGCUCAAGGACGAUCAGAGGCUGUUUGGGGUCCUGAUGCAAGAGAGUUCCGACCAGAACGAUGGAUUACACCUGAUGGUGAAUUGAAACGUGAGUCUCAAGGACAAUGGCCAGCCUUUCAUGCUGGACCUCGUGUCUGUCUUGGUCAAAAUUUAGCAACACUUGAGGCCCUGGUGGCUAUGAUAUUUUUAGUUAAACAAUACAAGUUUAAAUUAGUACCAAAUCAGAAUAUUACAUAUCAAGUUUCAUUGACCUUACCAAUGAAGGAAGGCAUGAAAGUAUAUGUUGAAAAACGAGAUCAAUAAAUAAAUGAUAUCAAUUAUUAAUUUAAAAAA